AUGGAGGAGGAAGACGCUGAGAAUGGACCGACGUCUGAGGCCACGACUGCGUCGGAUGGCAGUGCGGCAACUCCUGAUGCGUCUUUGAUAGAAGCUAAUGCGUCUGUAGAUUCUGCUAGACGUCGUGGAGAUUCGGAAUAUCCCAAGCAUCUCAAGCAUAUUAAUCACAAGUUGCUCCGUGCUUUGAAACCCGGCAAGCAACGUCAGGCGUAUUUAAAACGCUUUAGAAAAUGGCACGGCGUAAAGAGCCGCCCUAUUGCUGUGUCUUCCACUCCAGCGAUAAUUCAUCAGCCUUGGCUACCAGCUGAUUCCAAUACGCCCGUUACCAGGACCCAUCCGCCCACUACGAUAACAACCACCGAUCGUCCCAAACGCAAGGGAUGGUGGCCUAAAGGUGUAAGUACCAAGUCUUACUACACGCUAAAGCCAGGCAGAGAGCGUCAAGAGUUGAUGGACAACUACUGGAAGAAACAUGGACUUGAACCAAAACGUGCGCCGCAGAAGACGGUGCCGACGAAUUUCAUCUGGCCCAAGGGUAUGAAUCGCGAGGAAUUUCUUGCCAGGAAACCGGGUAAAGACCGUAUGGCAUACUUGGCCAGAUAUAUCAAGAAACACGGUGUUGAACUCGAAGAAACUGCUGCUUCUAUUCGAGUACCGUUGGGCCGCAAGCCGGAGCCUCUAUCGUAUCCUCGUUGCGGCUGCUCGAGUUCUGAAGCCUGUUCGUCCUGCAGCCGAUGCGUGGAGCUUCAUUGUAUCUGUGGAUCGACUGGACGUCGGCGUCGUGCGUUGUGUCAAGAGUCACGUGCCUGUAGUUGUACUUUGAUUGACCCUUUGAUGCGCUGCAGACUUUGUCAUGGCUGCCGACAGCCACAUGGUUUUAGCCACUGUCGCUGUGUCCUGCACCAGAGAUUUUUAUGGAUAAAGAGACACCCAGAACUUGACAUAGAGCUCACAAAGGAAGAAGAGAAGGCAGUAUGCAGCUGCUUUGUGCUUGCGCAUCGUCAUGGAGGAGCUGCUGCUACAAAGGAGAAGGAAGCAAAAGCGCUAAAGGAGAUUGAGCGUGUCCGGCGCAUAAAGCGAGCUUCAGGUUUUCCGACGAGUGAUAAUAUCUAUCGCAGCAAGAAGGUCACAACGUUUCUUGGCGAUGAAGGAUUGGAAAGUGACUAUGAUGAUGGAUUGGACGACGGGCCGGGCUCAGAAGUACUCUUUCCCAACAUUAAAAGUGUCAUUCCGCGCACGAUGACCGCGAGAAUGGUUGAUGCUGAACACCGUCCGGCCUCGUAUCACGAUUUAUUUCGGUCGGAAGGCUGCACGCUACUAGAGGGCAUCGAGCCUCGAAAUGGACGAGCUAGAUGCCGUCCAUCACCUGCUGCGUUCAUCAGUGAGGCAAUGCAAGAUGAGAUCUGCCGCGGACUGGAGAAUUAUGUGUUUGAACAUGACCGAAACGCUGCGAUGCCACCUGACGAUCUGGUAGAUUAUCUAGUGUAUGUGGCAAGCAUCAAGACAUCAAAUAUAAGGGAGCUGAUUGGAACGUUUGAAGACUCAGCUGCAAUUGCCACGGGCAUUGUUAUUGAAGAGUAUAUGACACAGCUGGUCGAAGACUACGCAUUAGAGCAACAUGCAGUAUGUCUUCCAACAAAAGCGAAUGUGCAAGCAUUUACGCGUGAAAUGCUUGUUGGCUUCAACUGGCAGCUUUUCCAGCAUCAACACCCGUAUUCAUGCUCCGAAACGGUGGACACCGUUACAGCGUUGCUAGACAAGGAGGCAGUACUCAAGGACAAGCUAGCAAGAUUGAUUCUCCCCGAAUUCGUUUCGCUGCAACCACGAGGUUUUGAUGUGAAGCAUCACAGCGACAAUUUGUCCAAAUGGAUUCAGAGUGCUGUGGUUAUUCCUCCUGCCGUGUUGACGAGUGAAACGAGGUGGCAGUCAAAUUCCAGAAUGGCGCGCGACCUGCAAAGCGUGAAAGUUGACAGUGAACCAGAGAAUGGCCAAGAGAAUGUGAAUGAAGCAAACGUGAUACCUCAGAUUCGUAUGUCAGUAAAAGCGAACGCUGUACACGGCAAUCCAUCGUAUAGCCUUCGAUUUGCAACAACGUUAGAGGAUGGACACCAUGUGGAGACAUGUGUCGGUGGAUUAGACAGCAAAGUUCGAGCAAAUGCGAUGAUCUCACAGCUGAAAAAAGUUGUGCAGCGUCAAGAUGAAAGAAGUAGAGGCACACUAACAGAUCCACCACCGGUUCCUGGACCACCUCCUGUCCUUCAUCCUCCACCCUCAAUGGAUCAAGAGGAUCCAUAUGCCAGUAUGUUUGAGCAUGUGUGGAAGCAUUUCAAUGACUAUGCAAUGCGAAAGUGGCAGACAUCUGCUGAUAUGUAUCAUACUGCAACAUUAGAAGACCAAGACAAGUGUGUUUCUAACCAAGAAUCCACAGGAAAACCACACCGGAGUAAGUGGCCAUUGCGUCAGCAUUCGAGACUUUUUGAAACGUAG
Peronospora belbahrii is the source of this 2487-nucleotide messenger RNA. The record is from the annotation of a GenBank genome assembly. Lineage: Eukaryota; Oomycota; Peronosporomycetes; Peronosporales; Peronosporaceae.